This is a messenger RNA of Haliotis rufescens (red abalone), 1262 nucleotides long. Its product is annotated as methyltransferase-like protein 27. The transcript has 7 exons. The record is from RefSeq and is a predicted model, not a curated record. Lineage: Eukaryota; Metazoa; Mollusca; Gastropoda; Lepetellida; Haliotidae. The coding region runs from base 138 to 962 and encodes 274 amino acids. Gene Ontology annotation, molecular function: S-adenosylmethionine-dependent methyltransferase activity.
UAGGAGAAAACACGUCAGGACUUUGGAAGCACAGGGAAAGUGGAAACAUGUUGAACUUCGGUAUUUCAGAAAUUUUGUGCGAGGAAAAGACGGUGGUGUUUCAGUCCAUCAGAUCUGCUAGUUGCUCCACUCCAUAGAUGAAGAAAACUGACAAAAGACGAGGAUGGUUUUCGAAUUCCAACAAUGAAUUACUCAGACAUGUUCAGCCCGCAAUGAGUCAGGAAUUUUCUACAGACGCCACUGAGGAACAGAAAGCUGUGGCUCGUGACCACUGGUCAAAAACCGUUGACGACAGUUUAGACAACCAAACCCUGUACGACCGUUACUCCAAGACGGCAAAGGUUUAUGUCGAGGCAACGAGAAUCUUAAACGCCCAGGGUCCAAAGGAACUGGCGAUCACGACUGUCGAACGGUUUCCUAGCAACAGAGAAAAUGUCAGAAUUCUCGAUAUAGCGGCUGGCACUGGGAUGUGUGCAGAACAGCUUCGAAAACAAGGAUUCAAGAAAAUAGACGCUUUGGAUGGAAGCGAGGGGAUGUUGGAAAUAGCCAGAGAGAAAGGGCUAUACGACCGUUACACACUUGGAGAAUUAGGCGACAACACUUUGGAUGCAGCCACAGACACGUACGACGCGAUUACGAUUUGCGCAUUGAACGAAUCGGUUAUGAAGAGACUGCCCAUCAAGGCAUACGAAGAAAUUAUCAGGGUUGUCAAAAAAGGAGGAUAUAUUAUUUGGGUCAGUCACUACCGCGUGUUUACUGAUGCCGACCCCGAACGGGAAGACAUGAUACGACACGUCACGAGUUUGGAAGCAAAGGGAAAAUGGAAACGAGUGGAACUUCGAUUCGUAAGUUCCUCAAUUUUUUCCGAGGAAGUGACGGUGGUAUUUCAGUCCACGAGAUCUGCUAGUUUUUCGGCUGCAUUGAUCUGCAUUCAUGUUUUGUCUGUUCUAUGGCAAUACUAGUAUUUGAAAUAGACAUUUCCUCUGCACGCCCAUAAAUUUACGAUUUGACCAACUGCAUGCUUCAUUCAAGUUCAACACAUUACGGUCACUGAACAAUGACGUCACCUCUUUGUCGCGCAGCUCCAUAUAUAUACCCACAUGUAUCAGUUAUAUUAUAACAGAGCUUUGUUUUAUGCUCAACAUUAUGAACCUUCAAUUGUUAAUCUGCAUGCCUUAUACAAGUCAAGCCUAACUGUAUAGUGCAGUGCAUUGCCGUCAAUAACUGAAACGACUGUGCUUCAAUAAAACAAAUGAAACCUU